AUGAACCGACCGGAGUCCAGGGUCUCGGUUCAUCGGAAUCACCCAUCUCUGCUGGCCACAAUCCCUGAGGACUGCACCCUGCAGAUAAGGGUCGUGGGCACCGCCGCACCGUCCGUCUCAUCCCCUGCUACCUCUCCACCACCAGCCAGCCUUUGUGGCAAGCGAGGGAGGAGAGAGUCCUGGGGGUCAUCAUCGGAUGCAUCCAACCCGGAGACAGCCGUGCCCUUCACCUCUUUUCUGCAGCCGGCCACCACCGCAGUCCAGCUGCCGGCCUCCAGUCCGGUCCAGCAGCCGGCAUUCCAGCUGGCACCCUGUCUUGUCCAGCCGGCGAUCCAGCCGGCAGUCCAGCCGGCACCCAGUCCUAUCCUGCCGGCACCCUGUCUCGUCCAGCAGGUGAUUCAACCAGCCUCCCAGCCGGUGAUUCAGCCAGCGUCCCAGCCGGCCUUCCAGCUGGUGACUCAGCCGGCCUUCCAGCCGACGACUCAGCCGGCCUUUCAGGCUGUGACUCAGCCGGCGUUCCAGCCCCACUCAGCCGGUACCCAGCCCUGCCUCCAGUCCGGCACCCUGUCUGGUCCUGCCGGCACACCAGCCGGCAGCCAAGCCUGCCCCUGCCUCCGUCAAGUCCCCCCUCUGCCCCUUGGUGAACGCCUGGUGAACCCCGACACCCAGUUCACUGGUUAUCUCCUGACCGGUCUCGCGAAGGGCUUCGACCCCGGCGUCAUCAGUCUUCCAUCACACAGCUUAAUAUGCCCCAACCUCCAGUCUGCGCUCGCCGAACCUGAGUCAGUCGAUCUCCUCUUAAAAAAGGAGAUCGAUGCUAAAUUCAUUAUUGGCCCCUUCGACGCUCCCCCUUUUACUGCGUUUCGCAUCAGCCCCAUUGGCGUAGCGACACGUAAAUUUUCGGGCAAAAAGCGCCUAAUUUUCGAUCUCUCGUCACCGCACGGAUCUGCCUUUCCAAGCAUCAACAGCCUCAUUCCGAUCGAGGAAUUUUCUCUGCACUAUCAUAACAUCGAUCAAGACAUCACUUUAAUUAAAAACGCCGGUCGCGGCGCUUAGCUAGCCAAAGUCGACAUCACAUCCGCAUUUAAAGUCAUGCCCAUCCACCCAGACUUCUGGCACCUUUUCGGCAUCCGAUGGCGCAAUAAAUUUUACUUUUCUGUCCGUCUCACUUUCGGCUGCAGAAGCAGCCCAAAAAUGUUCGACAUGUUGUCAGAGGCAAUUUGCAGGAUUCUCUCUAACAAUUAUGCAAUUCCCUACCUCAUCCACCUACUAGACGAUUUUUUAAUCAUCUCAUCUCCCAAUUCGUUUCCGGCGGCGCAUCUAGCAAAAGUCCAGCAGGUUUUCGAAAAUCUCGGCGUUCCCCUCGCCCCAGACAAAACUUCAGGACCGAGCACGUCCAUCGAAUUUCUCGGAAUUAAAUUAGACUCGCUUAAAUUCCAGGCUUCUCUGCCAAAAGAGAAAAUCGACAGAACGAUCGUGAUCGCUUCCGCCCUAUUAGCUAAUCCCCGCUGCUCCAAACGUGAGCUCCUGUCUGUUCUCGGCCAUCUGAAUUUCGCGAUGAGAAUAAUUCCGCAAGGCAGCCCGUUCGAAUCACACCUCCUUUAUCUCACGUCCUCCACACACGCUCUAGAGGACACGUUAUCCAUAUCCAGCCCCUGCCUUGACGAACUGAGCUUAUGGAUAAAAUUCCUCAGACAAUGGAACGGCUUGUCUUUUUUCUACAGUGACAUGGCCUCCUCCCCCGCCGAUAUUCACCUGUUCACAGACGCUGCCCCUUCCACCGGUUUCGGAGGCUUUUACCAAGGCCGUUGGUUUGCAUCCACUUGGCCCCCCCAGCUUUUAGAGAUUCCGCAGGCUUUAGCAUCUUCAGCACUUUUCGAGCUGUAUCCACUGGUCGUCGCAGCAUCCCUAUGGGGGAAAGAGUGGUCGGCUUCUAGUAUAAUCGUACAUUGUGAUAACGAGGCAACUGUUCAUUGUAUUAACAAAGGCCGCUCCCACUCCCCCGCUUUAAUGCCGUUCCUCAGACGCCUCAUCUGGAUCUCAGCCUGUGACCAGUUCAUUCUAACUGCCAAACACAUUCCUGGUUCAAAAAAUCAGAUUGCUGAUGCCCUUUCUCGUUUUGCCUUCCAGAAGUUCAGGCUGCUGGCGCCCGAAGCAGAUCCCUUGCCAACACCGGUACCUCCCUAUUCGGAGCUGAUAUUCCGGUAAACCACCCCCUAAAAACCCUCCUCGAUGCCUCUCUAAACUCCAUCACCCAAGCCGUUUCCCUUAGGACCCUCCAAUCUUAUCUCACUGCAUGGAAAAGCUUCAAGUCUUUUCACCAGGCGUUCAACAUUCCCUUUCCCGAUUUUUCCGUCCUCACCAUCACCUCCUUCAUCUCCUUCCUAAACUCUUCAAAGAACCUCCAAGCCAGCUCAAUUAAAGGUUACAUGAGUGGAGUCCAGUUCUUCCACAAGCUCAUAUUCAACUCUCCAUCUGCAGCCAUAGCCAGCUCCCAAACUUCUAUGCUCAUCAAGGGCAUUCAAAGAACCAAGCCCGCUCGCCCAGACGCCAGACAA
Molecule: messenger RNA, 2558 nt
Organism: Triplophysa rosa
Lineage: Eukaryota; Metazoa; Chordata; Actinopteri; Cypriniformes; Nemacheilidae
Exons: 4
Source: RefSeq, a predicted model, not a curated record